AUGAAUAUUACUGCGGACCUUGGUGAUCAGAUUCCUGUGCCCUCUUUUUUGGUUUCUGAAAAUUCGCGAAAUGAAGAAAUGUUCCGGGGCCUUCUACAGUUGAUUGGUACACAGAAACUUGAUUUAAGUGUUCCCCGAACUCCUGAGAGCCUUUUUUUGUGGUUUGGAAUGGAGAAUUCACUGUACAUACUAAUCCAGAAUUGGUUCACAUGUCAGCUUCCUCAGAUGGAUGAAACUAUGAUAAAGGAAUUUGUGGCCCUCGCUCUCGAACUCACCGCACAUAGACCCGAUGUCCAUGGAAGUUUCUAUGACCUACACAACUUACAGCAACGGGAAGCCUACGCUACCUGCCAUAAAUGCUCCUCUUCCCGACCUUUCUUGUUGCCUUCAUCCAUGGGCCUCCACAACAGUGUCCACCACAACUGUGACAUACCCUUAACCUGCCCUGUCACAGCAGAAAAAAUCGAGACCGCUGUAUGGGAGAUCUUCCUUGCACACAAGUCCCAAUGUCAACCCUCACCAGCAAAACGAGGGCGCACUCGUUUAACAACAGAUCAGUUGGCAAUCUUGAGAUCGAACUUCGACCUCGAUGCCUCCCCCUCAGACGAUACGGUGACCUCAAUUUGCGCCAAAACGGGAUUAAAAGAGAAGGUUGUAAAACACUGGUUCCGAAACACCCUUUUCAAGGAACGUCAGAGAUCUAAGGAAAAUCCGUCUAAUUUUUCAUUUUCCUCCACUGACGUAAACCCAGACGUGGAGGAGUGUGAGAAGUCAGGAUGGGUAAUAGAGGUUCAACAGACGGAGGCCUCAGCAAGGUCGACCACACGACCACCAACCAAGAGAAUUCGAACUGCGAUUUCGCAGAAUCAGCAAGCCCUUCUUGCAGGCUACUUUCAAGUUGAUCAGAACCCAAGUAGACGACAAAUGGACGCAAUAUCAAGCAAAGUGGGACUCCCGAAACGUGUUGUGCAGGUGUGGUUCCAGAACGCUCGAUCUCGAGAGCGCAAACUCGGACCGGUAACCUCUUCCUCGGCUUCCAGGUAUCCAUCUUGUCAGCAGCAGCAGCAGCAGAUGAACCCAACUCUUGAGGCCCCUGUGGUUCCGCUUCCUUAUAUUGUUCCUCCUCGAGAAAGCUCAACCCAGCCACCUUCUUUGGGCCAUUACGAUUGUCACGUUUCGGGACCAAAUGCCUCAAAUGCGUUCUCUGAAUCCUCACCCAUAUCAUCCGAUUUGCUAAAACAAUUCAUAAUGCAACUUCUGCAAAACCAAAUUCCUCCACUUGGUGCACCGCCACCACCAUUGCCCUUCGAAGUUGACGAACUCGAUUCGCCCCUGGAUCUGACGACUGGUUCCUCUCGAUCCAAUGACCAGGAAUCACCCCAUUCUGAAAAUCACAGCCCUGUGACUAGCAGCGUAGCAACUGAAGCGAGACCCGAAAAUUUUUGUCGGCGCAACAGAACAAGCAUCAGUUUGUCGCAGGCACGGUUCAUGCAGUCGUUUUUCAUGCAUCACAAAACUCCCACAAUUUGUGAAUGCGAAAACAUUGGUCGGGCCAUUGGUCUCAGCCGAAGGGUCGUACAAGUGUGGUUCCAGAAUCAGCGCGCAAAGGAAAAGAAAAUUGCUCGGACGACCGCUGUCUGCGGUGAAGGCGUUGCCCACCAGCAGAGCCUCGAGUCCCUGCCCCUCGUUGAAGCCGUGAAGGGCAGUGAGUGCAAACUAUGCAACUCGAUGAUCAGCUCGAGUGGUGCUGAAGAAGGCACUGCACUCAUCGAGCAUAUUUUUUCGAAGACCCACAUGGAUCGGUUGCUGAUGGAGAUUUGUCAAAUGGAAAGGUGGUCGUUGCCCACGGAAAAGAGGACACUCGGUUCAUCGCAGGCGCAGCAGCAAUAA
This is a messenger RNA of Mesocestoides corti, 1890 nucleotides long. The record is from the annotation of a GenBank genome assembly. Lineage: Eukaryota; Metazoa; Platyhelminthes; Cestoda; Cyclophyllidea; Mesocestoididae.